AUGUCAACGAAAGCUAGUGGUGUCAUGGAUACUAUUAUAAGUGAUCAUUUACCGGUGUACGCAGUUCUUAAUAUGAAGCUACCCAAGCCACCACCUCAAUACAUCCUAACGCGAAGCUACAAAGACUAUGACGGAGAAAGGUUCACCGCCCACCUUGCAUCAAGAUCGCAAGAGCUUAUUUCCGUCUUUUCGGAUUCCAAUGUCAAUUCCAAACUUGACAAUUUUAACAACGUCCUUCUUACAACCCUGGCUGUCCAUGCUCCCGUUAAAAUAACUAAGAUUCAAAAUCGCUCUUGUCCCUUCAUCACAACAGAUAUCAAAAAUCAAAUGUCCCACAGAGACCAACUCCACCGUCGCUAUAAACGAACACGCGAUAUCGAUGAUUGGAGAGCAUUUAAAAACGCCCAAAGAUCAGUCAAAUCCACUCUAAAAGCUGCUGAAAAACAACAUGUUCGAACUAAAGUCAACCUCCAUAAAGAUAAUUCUAAAUCGUUGUGGAAAGUGAUUAAUAGGUGCAUUCCAUCUAAAGAUAAAAGAAUUUUGACUUACCACAAAAAUACAUCAGAGGUGGCCAACGAUUUCAACCAGUUCUUUCAAUCUGUGGGAAAAAGAGCUGCCGAAACAGCUGAAAUGUUAGCUAGCCCUACAAAAUAA
This is a messenger RNA of Paramuricea clavata, 654 nucleotides long. The record is from the annotation of a GenBank genome assembly. NCBI's taxonomy places the organism in Eukaryota, Metazoa, Cnidaria, Anthozoa, Malacalcyonacea, Plexauridae.